AUGAGGGAGAAAAGCCUUAGAUUAUUUGGUUUUGAAGUGAAUCUUUAUUCUGAUGGCAAGAGUCAUUCUGAAGAAAACAGAAGUUUGAUGUCCAUAGAUGAAGUUGGUUCUGAAGCUGAGCAUACUGAUGCGAAAUCAGAUGGUUCGGUAUGUCAACUAGAACAAAAGAAGCAUAGAUGUGAGUUCUGUCAUAGAGAGUUCAUGAACUCACAGGCACUGGGAGGCCACCAGAAUGCACACAGGAAGGAGAGGCUAAAGAAAAAGAGAAUGUUACUACAAACUAAGAAAGCCAAGCUUUAUCCUCAACCAAAGGAAUGUCCCACUGGUUUGACUUUUUAUCAUUCAACCCAAUGCUAUAUAGACUUUUCUUCUUCUAAGUUAGCUUUUUACAGAGAGCCUUUCAUUAGCUUCAACUCUUCAGAUCAAAAUCAAGUCUAGAUAUAUAACACCUCUGGCCCUGUGUGGCUAGUUGGUCUCAUGUUUCCGUUCCUUGUCGCUUACAAAAGUUUUCAACUUUCCAAAUUUCAUGUGUUAUGUAAUUGAUAGUUACAGAAAAUAUUAUGAAAGGUAUUAGUGAUUGACAAUGACAUUGUUGAUCACUGAACUCAAAUAGUCAAUUCCAUAUCUUGUUUUUAAUCUCUUGUACAAA
Cannabis sativa is the source of this 649-nucleotide messenger RNA. RefSeq names its product zinc finger protein 5. Gene Ontology annotation, biological process: trichome differentiation; gibberellic acid mediated signaling pathway; trichome morphogenesis. Gene Ontology annotation, molecular function: transcription cis-regulatory region binding; DNA-binding transcription factor activity. Lineage: Eukaryota; Viridiplantae; Streptophyta; Magnoliopsida; Rosales; Cannabaceae. Gene Ontology annotation, cellular component: nucleus. The coding region runs from base 1 to 438 and encodes 145 amino acids. The transcript has a single exon. The record is from RefSeq and is a predicted model, not a curated record.